AUGGCCUACGAAGUCAUUGCAUUCGUGCUCAAAGACACCGUUCCAAAUGAGUCAAUUGAGCCAAUUCUAAAAGACUAUAUUCUCGACUUCAUCGUCUCUGAGUCGGGAGUCCAGAAAGCGUAUUGGGGAAUGGAGAUUGAAAAUCCGCGAAAAGCUCAUAUAUUUGUCUAUUGGGACUCGAUUGAGGCUCAUGAAGAAUUACAGAAGAAAGAUUAUUACCUCCCCUUCAUCCAGAAACUCAGUACAAUCACCGACAUGACACAAAUCCACGCAUUCCAUACGCACGUUCUACCACAUCCAGCCGACCAAGUCCUUCACGAGGAAACAUCACCAGUAACAGAACUUUUCACCGCUUAUUUUCCUAAAGACUACUCUGAAGCCAAACAGCGCCAGUAUGUCAAGAGACUGGAGACGUUGGUGGCAAAUGGUAAACCUGAAGGAGCUACUCAAAGUCCAAUUAAGGGAUAUUCUGGCGGUUGGGCAGUUGAAGAUUUAAUGGUUCCUGGAACGGACGAGAAAGGGAUGGCGUUUCUGGCGAUUUUUGGGUGGGAGUCAGUGGAGAAGCAUAGAGAAUUUACGGAAACGGAAGCGUUCAAAAGGAAUAGGUAUUUAAUUGAUGAGGUGGAGGGGCUGAGACAUCGAGAUGUAGUACAUUUUACGGGGAGGAGGAUUAAAUGA
This is a messenger RNA of Exophiala mesophila, 678 nucleotides long. RefSeq lists its product as uncharacterized. The transcript is spliced from 2 exons. The coding region runs from base 1 to 678 and encodes 225 amino acids. The record is from RefSeq and is a predicted model, not a curated record. NCBI's taxonomy places the organism in Eukaryota, Fungi, Ascomycota, Eurotiomycetes, Chaetothyriales, Herpotrichiellaceae.